CGGAACCCUAGGGCGCCCGGGCUCAGCCUGAGGCCUGCGUCCCGGAUGGACCCCCGGGAGUCAGGAGGGCUCGGGGAUGAGCAGAGCGCAGAAGUGACUUCGUUCCCCUACCCACCGCAAGGGUCUCGGUCUCCCAUAAUCUAGCAGGCCUCUUGGGCUCCGGCCUGCCAGCGGCGCCGCCACAUCGGGCCUAAAAUGGCCGCUCGUGCUGGGACCCGCCGGGUGCGUGAAGAGUCGGCCGAAGUCCGGAACCAGGGACUGCUCCCGGCAUGCUUCGCGUGGCGUGGCGUGGGCUCCCUUCCCCCAUCUCCGGGUCCCGCGAGAGGGAGGCCCCCGGGCUUUGAGAGAGCCCUUUGGGGUGAGGACAGCAAAAGGAGUGGAAGGGAUUUAGUUGAAGACCUGUCGUUACUAUCGAGCCUUAAAACACCAGAGUGGAACAUCCAUCCCUGAGGCAGGGGUAUAGAGUGUAGCCUCAGCAGAGAACUCUGAGACACAGGUAGCAUGGCCCACGGCUUGAUUGAGGUAGAGCGAAAGUUUAUCCCAGGGCCUGGCACAGAGGAGCGGCUGCGGGAGUUGGGGGGCACCCUGGAGCACCGAGUCACCUUCCAAGACAGCUACUAUGACACCCCUAAGCUGAGCCUCAUGAGGGCUGACUACUGGCUGCGACAGCGAGAAGGUAGCGGAUGGGAGCUCAAAUGUCCCGGGACAGCUGGUGUCUCAGGACCCCACACUGAGUACAAGGAACUCACAGUUGAAUGUGCAAUUGUGGCCCAGCUCUGUGAGGUGCUGGACACUGAGGUCCUGGGAACUGGAGGUGUAGCUGCUGUGCUGGGCCCACUGGGGCUGCAGGAAGUAGCUAGUUUUGUGACUAAGCGGAGUGCCUGGAAGCUGGUGCUGUUGGGGGCUGAGGAAGAGCUGCCGCUCAGGGUGGACCUGGACACAGCUGACUUUGGCUAUGCUGUGGGUGAGGUGGAGGCCCUGGUACAUGAAGAGGCUGAAGUGCCAACUGCCCUGGAGAAGAUCCACAGCCUCAGCAGCCUGCUUGGUGUGUCAGAGCAGGAGAAGGCACCAGCCAAGCUGAUCGUGUACCUACAGCACUUCCGGCCCCAAGAUUAUCAGCACCUGCUAGAAGUGAACAGCUCCAAAGAAAGGCCACAGGGAACUCAACAUUCUGACUGUAGCCUGGGCUAGGGGUGACAUUUGCUAGAGGUAGAAGAGAGCUCUGGGCCUAACAGUUUCAUUCCUGGGCUCUCUGUGCCUCUUACCCUGGCUUCUUUUCUGACAGUGACUCCUUUCUUCAGCUCUGCCUGUUCCCUCACCUACACUUCCUCAAGCCCUCCGUGGCUGCCUUCUCUCCCUCAUCCGUCAGAUGCAAUCUCUGGGCCGCCCCUCUCCCCUGGCCACUAAGCAGCCUCCAUUGAUUUCCGCUCGUGUUUAUAGGAUUUCCACUUAGCCGUGAUCAGUAGUUAAGCACAGGAAAAUCCCUUGCCACCCCCCCUUCUUUGGUCGAUGCCAUUGAUUCUGCCAGCGGCUCCUAACCCGCCUUACAGCUGAGUUAGAGAUGAGGGGAGGCAGCAGGGAUUUCCCUGCCCUGGGGUGUGGGGAAUAGCAGCUGAUUCGGGAGAUGGGUGGAAACUCCUGUUAAAAACCUAGACAUUCUGGUUUGUUUUUGCAGCUGUGCCUCACUCUGUCCACAGAAGGUAGUGUGUGUCCUGAGGAAGUUUAGGGGUAAAUUUGUUCCCAAGGCUAGAGAAGGGGAGAAAGAAAACCCUCCUUUUUGAAAUGGGAAAAUACAUACUUCCUGUGUAAAAAUGUAUCUUCCCUUGCUGUUAUCUGUAUAUACUUUCUACCUCAAAUAUACCCAAAUAUGCUUCCCCCGCUCAGGUUUUAUUGGGCUUUCAUCAUUUGUGGGAGAGGGUGGGAAACCCCCACUGUUUUUACAGUGGGACGCAAGGGCCAGAGCGCCACCUGCUGGUAGCCCUCAGGUGUAGGCUCCAAACUGCCAGGGCCCCUGGGCUCGGGGCACAGAGGGCUUGAGGCUAUGAGUGGAGGCUGAGCCCCUGAACCCAUUACUGCCAUGUCUCCACAGGCAAGUUGUUCACCUCAAAGAUCUCCUGUACUGACUGGCCAAAGUGGCUGUAGGUGAGGCGCAGCUUUAACCGCAAGGGGGCCUAGGAAUAGGAGAGCAGAUAAAAGGAUUAGCACCAGUGCCUUCUCCCUCCCCUGGAUCUUAUCCAUGGGGGCUCCCAGAGCUCACCUUGUUGGGAUUGAGGAUUCUGAGGAGCUGGGUGAUGGGAAGGCCACCCCGAGCUGGAACUGUGUCCCCACUGGGGGCCUGCAGCUGUAGUUGGAAAUUCUGAACACAGGAGGUUUGGGCGGAGCACAGUGAGGCAGCUGACUGGGCUCAGACAACCCCUCCACACCCAACGGUUCCAGACCCUUUUCCCAUAACUCCCCAAGUGCUUGUCCCUGCACACCACUCUUCCCAUCUCCUCCUCCUCUCUUCUGCCCACCUCCUCUAUUUAGUGGCUUCUUCUCCGGGAGUACCCAGGCCACCUCUGAACUCUGCUUUUAUACAAACCUUGGGCACAGCGGCCUGGCAGAUGAAGUGGGUGACAUCAUCCCCUGAGGAGUUGGUGGCGGUGGCAGUGAUUAAAAGCAAAGUAGGGGUUCCAGGAGGUCGAACAAAAGAGAGAUUCAGCUGUAGUCCCUCGCGCUCAAACACCUUGAGAUUUGGGAUGGGAGCUAGAGUAGGGAGAGACUUGGCAGCUCAGUGUUCCGGCUGCAGACGACAAGUUCAUUCAUUCAACAAAAAUCAGUUCAGAUUGUAUACUCUGGAUGGCUUAUAUGGUGUAUGAAUAUAUCUCAAUAAAACUGCUAAAGAAAAAAAAUCAGUUGAGCACCUAUUAGGUGACAAAUUGGAAAUGAGGUC
Choloepus didactylus (southern two-toed sloth) is the source of this 2932-nucleotide messenger RNA. It is a transcript of the gene THTPA, whose product is annotated as thiamine triphosphatase. Gene Ontology annotation, molecular function: magnesium ion binding; thiamine triphosphate phosphatase activity. The transcript has 4 exons. Gene Ontology annotation, biological process: thiamine metabolic process; thiamine diphosphate metabolic process; dephosphorylation. Bases 502 to 1191 code for a protein of 229 amino acids. NCBI's taxonomy places the organism in Eukaryota, Metazoa, Chordata, Mammalia, Pilosa, Megalonychidae. The record is from RefSeq and is a predicted model, not a curated record.